This is a messenger RNA of Aspergillus wentii DTO 134E9, 1500 nucleotides long. RefSeq names its product MFS transporter. NCBI's taxonomy places the organism in Eukaryota, Fungi, Ascomycota, Eurotiomycetes, Eurotiales, Aspergillaceae. The record is from RefSeq and is a predicted model, not a curated record. Gene Ontology annotation, biological process: transmembrane transport. The transcript has 2 exons. Gene Ontology annotation, molecular function: transmembrane transporter activity. The coding region runs from base 1 to 1500 and encodes 499 amino acids.
AUGGAUGAAAAUGAACCUCGCUCUAACAGCUCCGAGGACAAGGAUCUAGAGAAGGGUGACCAAGAUGUCGAAACACCGGAGAAGGGGCCCGAGAAAGAUCCCAAUUUGGUGGAUUGGGAUGGGCCAAACGACCCCGAGCACCCUCAGAACAUGCCGGUUUGGAGAAAGUGGGUUGUUACCAUGACUUUGUCCUUCAUGACCAUGUGGAUUACCUUCGCGAGUAGUGUUUUCUCAACAGCUACGGUGGUCACCUCCAAGGAAUUCGGUGUUUCGACUGAGGUGAUGACUCUCGCGACUAGUCUGGUGGUUUUCGGUUUCGCAUUGGGCCCGCUGGUAUGGUCGCCUCUUUCUGAGCUCUAUGGACGCAAGAUCCCCUUGUUCUCGGGAUACGCUGUGUUUGCAAUUUUCCAAAUUCCUGUUGCUGUUGCACAGAAUAUCGAAACGAUUAUGCUGUGCCGUUUCUUGCUGGGAGUCUUCGGCUGCUCUCCUCUUGCGGUCGUCGGUGGUGCCAUGGCUGAUUUCUGGGACCCGGUUGACCGUGCUAUUGCUAUUGCUAUGUUCUCUGCGGCAACCUUUGUUGGUCCAGUACUUGGUCCUAUUGUUGGUGGAUUUAUCACCGAUUCGUAUCUCGGAUGGCGAUGGACUGCCUGGAUCACCCUGAUCGCUUCUUCGUUCUUCGGCCUGAUUGCCUUGGUCAUUGUCCCUGAAACCUAUGGCCCUGUGCUCCUGCAGCGACGCGCCGCUCGCCUUCGCCGGGAGACUCGCAACUGGGCGUACCACUCUUUCCUUGACGAACACCGGCCUACCGCCUCUGACAUUGUCUGGAAAUACCUACUGCGUCCGAUUCAAAUGUUGUUCCUUGAGCCAAUUUUACUUCUCAUCACCCUCUAUCUGGCCCUGGUCUACGGCAUUCUGUACCUCUUUUUCGAAGCCUACCCAGUUUCCUUCCAGGAGGUUCGAGGCUGGACCAAUGAGGGUAUCGCCGGGCUACCGUUCGUUGGCAUCUUGGUUGGUGUGUUCUGUGGUGUGGCAUUAAUUAUCUGGCAGACCAAGACCCGCUUCGCUCGCAAGCUGGCCAAGCACGGCAAGGUGGUGCCUGAGGAGCGUCUGGUGCCGAUGAUGAUUGCAUCUGUUCUGUUGCCCAUCGGCCUCUUCUGGUUUGGCUGGACCUCGGACCCUAGCAUCUCCUGGGUGCCGCAGGUGAUUGCAGGCAUCCCUAUCGGCAUGGGUAUCCUUGUUAUUUUCAUGCAGGGACUCAAUUACAUCAUUGAUUGCUACAUGAUGUUUGCCAACUCGGCCAUCGCUGCCAACACCCUGGUUCGAAGUAGCCUGGGAGGUUCAUUCCCUCUAUUUGCAGUCCAGAUGUACCACAAGCUGGGCGUGGACUGGGCAUCCAGUCUGCUUGGGUUCAUCACAGUUGCCAUGAUUCCCAUCCCGGUUGCCUUCUUCUUCUACGGCAGCAAGAUCCGGGCCAUGAGCAAAUUCUCGCCCAAGUUCUAA